AUGUUUGUUUGUAAACAAUGGUAUCGUAUAUUGUCUGAUGUUCGAAAAUGGCGUUUAUCAACAUUUUAUUCAUCCUUUUCUGACUCCCCGCCACAUAUUCAUUGGCGUAUUUACGAUACACCAUUAAGACUGAAUAUCACGCCUCGUUUCAAUCAUGCAGUAUGUUAUGUUGACUCAUAUUAUAUGUACGUAUUUGGUGGAAAUCGUGAUAUUCUUACAACGCUCAAUGAUUUUUGGAGAUUUGAUAUAUCAACAAGGAUGUGGGAACGAAUAUUGGCUACAGGCACAUAUCCACCGCCCAAAUCAGCAGCUACAUUCAUUGAAUUUGAACAACAACUUUAUUUAUAUGGAGGAAAAUCAAUGAUUCACGUUGAUGACGUUCAUGUACGACAACAGCAACACAGCGAAUUACACAUCUAUUCUCUUGAUCGUAAUUGUUGGUAUUUGCAAUCUUCGAUAAAUGAUCCUGGUGGUAUUGCCGAUCAUAGUGCCUCAGUUCUCAAUCGUUCAAUGAUAGUAUUUGGCGGUCUACUUGAGAGUAGACGGCAAAAAUCAAAUGAAUUAUACGAAUAUAAGUUUGAUGAAAAGUCGUGGACAAAAGUCGACGUUAACGGCGUGAAACCAGAACCUAGACAAGGUCAGUCUCAAUGUACAUAUAAUAAUGAUUAUAUACUAAUUAUUGGAGGAUGUAUUGGAGUUGUUAACCCUUCGUCGUCGCCGGCUCGUGCUGUAUGGUUAUUUUGUUAUUCUGUGCGACAAUGGACGCAAAUUAUAGUUCAAAAUUUCGAUUUUUGUCCAGAGGAAAUAGCAUCGAUACCUACGUGUAUUUUACCCAACAAACAGUAUGCCGUUACAUUUGGUAGAUGCAAAAGAAUUCCUUCGAUUCAAACAUGUUUAAAAUAUAGUCAGUACGAUUUCAGUACAUCACGAAUAACAGUAGAACAAGAAGAACACCCACAUUCACUCGUUCGACUCAUACCAAGUAGCUCGAGUGAUGAAUGUUCAUCAGCUGGAGAAGAACAACAAAAUACAACAACAAGCACAUCAUCAGCUUGUCUUCGUCAACGUGGUAAACCAUCGAUUCGUUUCAAUGCAUCUAAAAAUCGUGAAAAACAACUGUUAUCAUUACAACGAAUGGAAGAUCGCUUAAAAACAUUACGUACUCAUCCUUAUCCCACUACUCAAUUACCUACAAAUAAGCCUUCAACAGUUGAGCCUCGUCAUCAACAACAACAACAAAAUUAUAAUUUAUUUGAAGUAAUAAACGGUUUACAAAUGUUUGUAUUAGAUUUGAGAAAUGUUAUUACUGAUCGAACGUGUCAAUGGAAACCAAUAUCAACAUUGAGUGUUCUAGGCAGUCCUAGAUCUGUUAUUUCUUAUUCGCUGAUAUGUGCUCGAUCAGAAUUAAUUCUAUUUGGUGGUGUUGAAACAAAACGAACAAUACAACAUCAGACGCUACAUCAAAAAGGAGAACGUCCAAAACCGUCAAAAGGAUGUCUUUGUUUUAUAACAAGUUCUCAGAUCGCAUUAUGA
Didymodactylos carnosus is the source of this 1533-nucleotide messenger RNA. The record is from the annotation of a GenBank genome assembly. NCBI's taxonomy places the organism in Eukaryota, Metazoa, Rotifera, Eurotatoria, Philodinida, Philodinidae.